AAUGGUAUAUAAGGCUGCCAUUUCCAUAUUUGUGGAAACUUUUAAAAUGUUAGUCCAAGUAAUUCUUUUGGACUCAAUCCUGCUGCUGGCGAUCGUGUACCGUACGAGUGGGGCGACCUACGAACUUUUGGUGGCUGACGAGAGCCUCUUUAGUGAUUGCCCGAGCCAAGCGAAAGGCACUCUCAAUCAGCACGGCAUGUUCGACUUUUCCAACUUUAGCUCCUCGAUGAAUCCGGACGGUGUAACCAUCGCUGGCAGCAUGACUUCCGUGUGGGAUAUCCAACCCAAAGAUCGUGUAGAGAUGGCCAUUAGCCUUCUCUAUUUGGACAGAGGCACCUGGCAGCCCACCGGCUUCUCCAUGGUGUCGUCGGACUUUUGCGGCAAAAUGUACGACGAUAAGCAGUACUGGUACAAGUUCUGGUCGGGACACAUAGCAAAUGUCAACGAUGUCAGGGAUAAAUGUUUCCAGCGUGGUACAAAAUUACUGAUGGAGACGUACCUUCUGUCGCUGAAAGCCUCCAUCAUGGGACCAAUGCGCAGUGGACGCUACAAGGCCCAGAUCAACUUCAAUGCCUUCGCUGAGGGAGGGGCGAAGCGUCCACCGAACAUCUGCUUCGAGAUUGUUGGCGACUUGUUGAGAGUUUAAAUUUUAAACUAAAAUUAUGUACGAAAUUUAUUAUUGGUGUGAAGCGUACAAAUCAUAAA
Molecule: messenger RNA, 705 nt
Organism: Drosophila obscura
Lineage: Eukaryota; Metazoa; Arthropoda; Insecta; Diptera; Drosophilidae
Gene: CheB98a
Exons: 3
Coding region: 2-646 (214 amino acids)
Source: RefSeq, a predicted model, not a curated record